Molecule: messenger RNA, 1617 nt
Organism: Chironomus riparius
Lineage: Eukaryota; Metazoa; Arthropoda; Insecta; Diptera; Chironomidae
Source: the annotation of a GenBank genome assembly
UUUAAAAGAGCAACUUUUCAGUUCUAGAACUCAGUCGGGUUUUAAUUUUCGUGCUGUAAACUUGAAACUCACGAUGAAGUUAAUUUUACUUUUGGCUUGUGCCUUUGUUGCUGUUAAUGGACAGUGGAAUACUCAUUGGUGGUCUGGAAGAUCUGGCAUAGUUCAUCUCUUUGAAUGGAAAUGGGCUGAUAUUGCCACUGAAUGUGAGACAUUCUUAGCUCCCAAUGGAUAUGCUGGCGUUCAAGUAUCACCACCAAAUGAAAAUCUAGUCAUUUCUGGACGUCCUUGGUGGGAAAGAUAUCAACCAGCAAGUUAUAUUUUGACAACAAGAUCAGGCAACCGAGCUGCUUUCACUGACAUGGUCCGCAGAUGUAAUGCUGUUGGUAUCAGAAUCUAUGUUGAUGCAGUCAUUAAUCAUAUGGCUGCUGGAAACGGUGUUGGAACUGGAGGAUCAAGUGUAAGUGCAUCAUCGCUUAGCUUCCCAGCUGUUCCUUUUGGAUCUGGUGAUUUCAAUCCAUCAUGUGCCAUCAACAACUACAAUGACCCAAAUCAAGUGAGAAACUGUUGGUUGGUCGGUUUACCAGACUUAAGAUUGAGUACUGAAUAUGUCAGAGGCAAAAUUGUAGCUUAUAUGAAUGACUUAAUCAGCCUCGGCGUCGCAGGAUUUCGUGUUGAUGCAGUCAAACAUAUGUGGCCCGCAGAUAUCCAAAACAUCUUUGGACGUCUCAACAACUUGAACACAGCCCAUGGUUUUGCUGCCAACUCCCGUCCAUUUAUAACACAAGAAGUUAUUGACCUUGGUGGUGAGGGUAUUACUAAAGAUGAAUAUUUACAUCUUGGAUCAGUUACAGAAUUCAGAUAUAGUGCUGAAAUUGGACGCGUCUUCCGUGGAUAUGACUUGUUGAAAUAUCUAAGAAACUUCGGUGAAGGCUGGGGCUUUAUGGCAUCAGCCAGUGCUUUAACAUUCGUUGACAACCACGAUAACCAAAGAGGACAUGGAGCUGGAGGUGACAAUGUCUUAACCUACAAGGUCCCAAAACAAUACAAAAUGGCAACAGCUUUCCAUUUGGCAUGGCCAUACGGUAUUCCACGUAUCAUGAGUUCCUUUGAAUUCAGCGAUGGUGACCAAGGUCCACCAGCCAAUGCUGACGGCAGUUUAAGAUCACCAACAAUCAAUGCUGAUGGAUCAUGCAGCGGUGGAUGGGCUUGCGAACAUAGAUGGCGUCAAAUCUUUAAUAUGAUUAAAUUCAGAAAUGCAGCUGGAACCGCAGCAGUAGCAAAUUGGUGGGAGAACAGCGGUGGCAAGCAAAUUGCAUUUUCUCGUGGAAAUCGUGCCUUUAUUGUCUUCAAUAAUGAGAACUUUGACCUCAAUCAAUCACUCCAAACUGGAAUGGCUGCUGGAACUUACUGCAAUAUUGCUGCAGGAAGUAAAUCAGGAAGUAGUUGUACUGGAAGUACAAUCACAGUCAAUGCCAGUGGUGUUGCUUCAUUCAGUAUUACAGCUGGUGCAACUGAUGGAUUUAUUGCUAUUCAUGUUGAUGCUAAAUUGUAGAAUGGAUGAAAACUUAACAGAUUUUGAAAAGUUUUAAAUAAAAAAAUUGACAUUUAAAGAUUAGU